Messenger RNA from Pseudophryne corroboree (corroboree frog), 1905 nucleotides. RefSeq names its product complement C8 beta chain (gene C8B). The record is from RefSeq and is a predicted model, not a curated record. Gene Ontology annotation, molecular function: protein binding. Gene Ontology annotation, biological process: complement activation. NCBI's taxonomy places the organism in Eukaryota, Metazoa, Chordata, Amphibia, Anura, Myobatrachidae. The coding region runs from base 92 to 1792 and encodes 566 amino acids. Gene Ontology annotation, cellular component: membrane attack complex. The transcript is spliced from 12 exons.
UUUUAUUUCAUGUUUGAAACUAUUACAAACCCGCACAGUCCCCUCAGAGAAAGCGCCUGGCACUGAGGAGAGGGUAACCGGGGAUUAUAUCAUGUUAUUAUACACCAUCCUGCUGAAUUUGGGCCUGUAUUUCACCAGCUGCCAAUCACAAGACAAUGGGGCGAAGAGCAGAUGGGUUAGAUCGGUGCAGAGUACUCCGGAACCCAUAGAUUGUGUGAUGUCCUCCUGGUCUGCCUGGAGUACGUGUGACCCGUGUCAGAAAAAGAGAUUCAGAUACAACCAAAUAACACAAGUGCCCCAGUUCCGUGGUGAGCCCUGUUUUACGUUAGACAGACAGGAGGAGGCCUGCACCACCAGCAGUGUCUGCAGGAACAUAAAGCAUUGCGAAGGCUUCCAGUGCGUGGAAUCUGGAAAGUGCAUCAUACGCCGGCUAAUGUGUAACGGGGAUGAUGACUGCGGAGAUUCAUCGGAUGAACAGAACUGUAAGACGGUCCGGAGCACAUGCACGGAUAAGAUGGAGCAGUUUUGGGGGAUUGAGAACCUUGCGGCCGGACUGAAUUUAUUUACAAAUAACCGUGAAGGUAUUGCACUGGACCACCGAUACUACGCCGGCGGGUGCUCUCCAAAUUACAUUCUGGGGACGCGAUUUAGAAAGCCGUAUAAUGUGGAAACUUACAUUCCUGAGUCUAAAGGCGAAUAUGAGUUUAAACUGUCUGAGCAUGAAUCAUAUUCGGAUUUUGAAAGAGAUUUUCUUAGCGUACAUGAAAAGCAAACCAGCUUCAGCCUCAACUUUAAAAUACCGUCCGUUAUUGAGAUUGGAUUCAGCUACAGUGAUAAGAGCUUUAAAAAGUUUGUGGAAAGAACAAGGAGAUUCUCACAUACGAGCAGUACGUUUAUCCACGCACGGUCUGAAGUAGAAGUGGUUCAAUACAAACUGAAAUCUCGGAGCCUGAUGCUUCAUUCUGAGUUCUUCAUGAGGGUAAAGCAAUUGCCGAUGGAAUAUGUUUAUGGUGAAUAUCGAGACCUCUACCGGGACUAUGGAACACAUUUCAUAACUGAAGCGACUCUAGGCGGCCUCUAUGAAUACACUUUGAUUCUUAAUUCAAACAAAAUUAAAAAGGAAGAUUAUAACUUAAAAGAUAUAAAGUCCUGCGUGUCGGCGGGCUUUACACUUGGAGGUAAUAUUUGUGGAGUAUGGGUGAGUGGCACUGUGUCCGCGGAUGCGUGCGAUGGGCUCCUGAAGGAAAUUGGAGGCAAAACUUCAAAGAAUGAACUUGUUCAAGACUUUGUAGCGCUUGUGCGCGGAGGAGCUAGCGAGCAAAUCACAACGCUUGCGUACAAGAGCCUUCCCACUCCGGACCUCAUGCAAGAGUGGGGUGAUGCUGUGCAGUACAACCCGGAAAUCAUAAAGUAUAAGGCCAGCCCCUUGUUCGAGCUGGUGACAGCAACAGAUUUCAUUGGUGCAAACAUCCUGCAGCAGAACAUGAAACGCGCUCUUGAGGAGUUCCAGGCGGAGACCAGCUCCUGCCGAUGCGCUCCGUGUCAGAACAACGGGAAGGCCGUCUUCAUGGAAAAUCGCUGCGAAUGCAUCUGCCCGCUAGGGUUUAAAGGGCCAGCUUGUGAAAUCACCAAGAGACCAGUCCCUCCCAUAGAUGGAAACUGGAACUGCUGGUCAAGCUGGACCCCAUGCUCAGGCGGGAAUCAAUCCAGACAACGGCAGUGCAAUAACCCGUCCCCACAGAACGGAGGCAGAGCGUGUGACGGAGCCCCCAGUGACUCAAGAAAGUGCUAACUGUGUGUGACAGAGUAUGGGAUGAACUACGUAUUGUCUACAUCGCGGUGCCUCAGAAUUAUGUCAGAUUAUUCUGUGAAAUUACAUAUUAAUAAAACUUUGAUGACAGUUAA